GUAUUGCAUGGAUAUGUAUUUUUAUUUUUGUUGUUUUUUGGGAUUGUUCAUUUUGUAAAUAGUUUUUUAUUUUUUCAUUUUAUGUAUUUUUCAGAAUGUUCAUAUGGAGUUGGAAGACAUUGAUGAAAGAAUUCAAUAUUUGGAUAACAUUAAGAAUUCAUCUGCGUAUAUAAAAAAGAGGAAAAACGUUAAAAUGAUGUUAGAACAAUUUCUUCAGAAACUUCCUGACUCACCCACCCUAUUGUCAGUCACGCCAUAUGAUAUUAAACGAUUUUUAGUAUGGAAGGAUAGAUUUGGGAAAACAACAGUCCAUUCAUAUAAAUGUAAACAAUUAGGAAUAAUUGGGGAUAGUAACUGUAAGUGUCCUAAACGGUUAGCAGCAGCAUCAGUUAGAAAUAUUAUCCAGCACCUUGUAGAUAUAUUAGAAUUAGAGGGAAGAGGAAGAACUUACGAUGAAUAUUGUGGGGUUGGAAACCCAGCUGCAUCAGUUCAAAUUAAAGCUUAUUUGAAAUGUGUUCAAGAAGAGCAAGCAAAAGCACAUAUUCUCCCAAAGCAGGCAAAACCAUUCUUUUUAACAAAACUUGAAUCAAUAUCAAAGUAUAUAUGUAGAGAAUUAAGGAGGUCUGACUUAAAAUCAAAGGAAAGGUUUGUCUUGACAAGAGAUCAAGCGCUAUUUAAAUUACAGUUUUUUGCUGGUGACAGGGCUAGUGACAUAGCAAUUACUUUAUUGCAAGAAGUGAAAUAUUUAAGAAAAAAAGAUGGGUUUGCAUUGAAUCAUACAUUUGGAAAAACUCUUAGGGGAAAUGGAAAAACGAAUACAUUUGUAUUAAAAUGCUGCCCAAAUGAAAUCAUUUGUCCGGUUAGAGGAUUGGAGAUAUAUUUUGAAGAGGCAAAAAGAUUAGGGAUAGAUAUGUCUUCAGGGUAUCUUUUUAGAAUGGUGACCGAGUCAGGAAGGGUUAUUAAUGAUCCAAUGUCUUACUCCUCUAUAUAUGAAAGACUAAAAAGUUAUUUGAUUACUCUAGGGAUCUAUGAGGGUGAGACACCACAUAGUUUAAGAGCAGGUUGUGCUGUGCAUAUGUGUUUUUCUAAUGCGGCACAUAAUGUUAAUGAUCUUAUGAACCAUGUUGGAUGGGCUACAGAAAGCUCUGCAAAAUAUUACAGUAGAUAUGAAACUUUGUUAGAUGCAUCACAUACUGCUACAAGGUUAGCACAGUCUAGUGAGAGAGGAAAAGAAAUUGAAAAUAUGUUUAAAGAAAAUGCAAAUUUUGAUGACUUGACAUCUAUUGGUGAUCUUUAGCGCAUUUUUUGUUUUUUGUGUAGUGUGUGUGAAAUGUGAGGUUACAUAUUGUAAACAAAAGUAAAU
Molecule: messenger RNA, 1363 nt
Organism: Saccostrea cuccullata (small rock oyster)
Lineage: Eukaryota; Metazoa; Mollusca; Bivalvia; Ostreida; Ostreidae
Exons: 1
Coding region: 104-1297 (397 amino acids)
Biological process (GO): mRNA transcription; DNA integration; DNA recombination
Cellular component (GO): nucleus
Molecular function (GO): DNA binding
Source: RefSeq, a predicted model, not a curated record